AUGCACGACAUCAGGCUGCACAAGUACUACUAUCAGGCCGGGUCCGGAUACAGCUCGAAUUCGCUGAUCUACCGGUUCCUCGUCGCCGAUCGCAAUCUAAGACGCUUAUUAAAUCUGAGCUCGUAUUGCGGAGCGGUGACCGUUGUAACGUUCAUCUUCGCGGCGAUCAUGGCCUUUUGUUCCAUAGCGAUUGCUCGCCAAAGCAAAGAAGGUAAGUUCGCAAGUCUCUCUCUCUUUCGGCAAUCAAUCCGAGCCGGAUUGAAGCGCGAUCAGAGGAUAUCGAGCCGCGCUUCGAAUGCAGCCCGGACUCUGAUUAUCGAUAAUUUGCAGAAGUUACCGCGGAUGGAGAGCGUCGUUAACAUCAUACCACCGUACAAAUGCAUCCACAAGCACCUGCAGCGAAUGUCCGUGUUCCAAGAGAAGACGCAGAAAAUCUUGCGCAAGGAGCAGCUGGAGCUGGAGAUAAUGAACAGCAAAGCAUCCUGCAUCAAGAAGUUGUUGAAGCUGGAGGAACAGUCCGAGUGGCGUCGCAGCAGAUCACCGAAGGUGUAUCAUCGGCCCAUCAGCGCGGAAACGUCCAAGUAACGCAAGGUAAAAGGGCGCGCGAAUGGGCGGCAGGAUGGCUUUGCGCGCUCACACGCGUGAAACCUCAGAAAAUUCCGCUCGUAAUUGGUGGGUGCCAGCGACGUUGAUUGACGUAAACGUAAUAACGGUGUCGUCUGACGCUACGCUUUAAACACACGUAGUACGAUUCUCGCACGGCGAGAGGCGAUGCAUUUACAUUAACAUUGUAUCCCCAUUAAUCGUAAGCAUUUAAUAAUGACCGUGAUUUGAUAAGCGCCUCGGAAUUAAAUUGAAUUUAUUAAGCCCAUUCGCCGCGUUUUCCUAUGAAUAUGGAACACACGACGCACUGCGUGUAAGCCGCAGUGCGUCGCACCCCGUUGCGAACACAGAUUAAUACCGGCUUUUAAUGGAUCAUAAUCACGUUCGGUGAGGCGUAAACGUUAUUUCCACGAGCGACGGUGACGAAAGGAAGAAAUAAGCAAAAGAAAGGAAACCAACCGCGAGAGACGAGAACAAUUCCAUCAUCAUCGUCGAAGCGACGUUACUUCGCUUUUCGUUGUGAAAUUCAUUUAAUUUUACGAUAAUGAGUUACUAAAUAAAUCGCGUAUACAUGUCCAUGUGUGUGUGUGUGUAUGUGUACAAUCAUGUAAUUUUCAUGACAAAAUUCUCGCCAAUCGAGAUCAGCGCGAGCACAGAACUUUCGUGCAUGCGAAAUAAGCGUGCUGAUCUUUUCAUGGCUGACCACACGACGUGAACAACAGUUACUUGCACAUUUUUGUAUGAAGAUUAAACGUCAUAAUGUUCACCUAUGUUGGUCCCCUGCUUUUCUCGUUUAUUAUUCGAUUGUUGGA
This is a messenger RNA of Ooceraea biroi (clonal raider ant), 1415 nucleotides long. RefSeq lists its product as uncharacterized. NCBI's taxonomy places the organism in Eukaryota, Metazoa, Arthropoda, Insecta, Hymenoptera, Formicidae. The record is from RefSeq and is a predicted model, not a curated record.